AUGGAGAUAAGAAAGCCUCCUGUAUCUGCUAGAGGUCCUUACAGGUCAUAUGACACAGAUGACCUUACUAGAGCCUUCCUUGCUGUGAAAAAUAAGGAAUUGUCUAUAAGAAAGGCUUCAGUAACAUAUGGUGUACCUUUUGCAACACUUGCAGAUAGGAUUGCUGGACGGAUCAGUGUGGACACUGUCAAGUCAGGGGUGUUCCCACUCUUUAGUCAGGAGCAGGAGUCUCUUCUGGCUCAACAUCUUAACACUAUGGCUGAAGUGGGAUAUGGUUAUACCCGCCAGGAAACCAUGAAUUUAGCCACAGAUUAUGCCAUUGAACUUGGAUUGAGAACAAAGGAUGAUAGACCUGUGUCUGACAAGUGGCUUUACAAUUUCUUGGGACGCUGGCCAGAACUUAAAUUGAAAAAGCCUAGAGCGUUAGAGAUUGCCAGAGCAAAGAGUGCAACUAGAGAUGCAGUUGACAAUUAUUUCACAGAACUUAAAAGAAUUUUAGUAAAAUAUGAUCUUGAAGAUAAACCGAACAGAAUCUUCAAUGUGGAUGAAAAAGUGAAUACUGAACAUAAGCCACCAAAGGUUGUCGCUGGAAAAUUUAACAAGACACAGGCUGUAACUUCAGGCAAGUCCAAGACAACUACUGUCAUUGGAAAGUACAUGAGAGAGUCAGGCGGGCGAUUGAUAACCAGAUAUGAUGUCUGUCAACUAGCCUGCAAGGUAUAUUCAUCUACCCUCACUGUGCCAAAUAUUGUUGCUGCUUUCAAGAGAUGCGGAAUCCAUCCAUUCAAUUCAGCAGUUGUCAGUGAUUCAGUAGUAGCACCAGCCACGACCUUCAAAUCCCAGAAUCCUCCACCCACAGAAAGUUCAGGAAACUCCAAUGUGCCAAAAUCAGCUGAAAACUUUUUGUUGCGUAAAGGUGGCAAAAUCCUUGAAAAUGUUCAAAGUGCUAAAAAAGAAAGAAAGACACUCAGCAAAGUUAUUGGUGGAAACCUAUCACAGAAGAAGAAAUAA
This is a messenger RNA of Mercenaria mercenaria, 1011 nucleotides long. RefSeq lists its product as uncharacterized. The transcript is spliced from 3 exons. Gene Ontology annotation, molecular function: DNA binding. The record is from RefSeq and is a predicted model, not a curated record. The coding region runs from base 1 to 1011 and encodes 336 amino acids. NCBI's taxonomy places the organism in Eukaryota, Metazoa, Mollusca, Bivalvia, Venerida, Veneridae.